AUGCAAAAGCAUUCUCGGCGUCGAAAUGGCGCGUCACGAGAGACAGAGAUAAAAUGUCCAUUUUCGAGCAACUGUGAGAUCACGUCGGCCUCACGUCGGUUCUGCCAAGCCUGUCGUCUGCAGAAAUGCUUUAUGGCUGGCAUGAGCAGAUCAUGGUUGGUUGAUCAGAAACCUCGAGUGAACUCAAGAAAACGAGCAGCAACUACCGACGAUGGGAUAAGUCUUGGUAUUUAUGCGAAUUCACCUGAAGAGGUCAGUGUUUCCAAAGCCUACCUCAAUGAACUGAUCCGCAAGGCAAAGAGAUGUACCUGUGGCUUUUAUCCACCUGACACUCGUCUGACUGCCGUCGAAACUGGCAAGGAACAACAGUCACCCGUGGUGUAUUCGAACAACUCUAUCUCAUCCAUACAAGCUCAGUUUGUACCGCCUUCCCUUACGAAAACGGAUGAUCCUAUUUCUUCGCUACCGGGCCUAUUCUCCACCGACAACUGCCACAAAGCGGAUUUCGCUCGCUUGACGGCGUCGCAUCUUCGUAACCACGUCGACCUCUCAAAUGGUUUCUCGCCCUCUCAAAGUCUUCUGUGUCUUCCUGGUAUUGGCUCGAAUGUUAUGUUAUCGGCCUUCUCGACAGUGCAACCGUCCUACACGCCUUUGCAGUCACCGCUCUCACCGUCUUCGAUGGUAGCAUUCAGCCCUAUGAUGCCAUCUCUACAAGCGUCAGGAUGUCAAGAUGUCGUGACUUCAUCGGGCUCGAAAUGCGCUAAUCCCAUACAAGAAACAUUUGACGAGCGAAAAUACGCAAAACUUUCAGCGGAGGACUUGCACCUUGUCCAGGAGCUAAUAAGAGCUAAUGAGCCGCUGAAGGCUCCGCUUGAUUUCCAGUUCAAGGAGGAGUUGACGUUGAUGGAUGUCGUGAAAAUUAGCGAAGCAGGGCUGAAGAGGAUUGUAUGUAUGGCUAGGGACUUGGCGGCUUUCCAAGCUCUUGACAUAGAAGACAAGAAAAACAUUAUGAAAGGCAGCUGCAGUGAGCUGCUCAUCCUAAGAGGAGUAAUGGCAUUCGACCCAAGUAAGAACACUUGGAAUCACCACUUUUCAACGGGCUUCAAAGGGAUGGAAGUCAAAUUGGAUGUGCUAAAAUCUGUCACAGAAGCGCAGCAUUACGAGGAGCACAAGCGGUUCCUCACCGAAUUUCACCAACAAAUUCGAGCGAAUGAGUGCGUAAUGCUGUUACUGAUGGCUAUCGUCAUAUUUCGGCCAGACAGACCCAAUCUUCGAGACACUCAUCGCAUUCGAGAUAUCCAGUACACCUACUAUGGUGUGCUUAGAAGGGUUGUGGAAUGUGAGUAUACUAGCGGUGAAGCCGCACAGGUUUACGAGGCGCUCGUUCGCAAACUGGAGGAGCUGAAACAUCUGAAAGAGGGCCUGGUCCGGAUCUACUACGGAUUCGAUAGCCGUCAGUUGGAUCCGUUAAUUAAGGAACUGUUUGACAUGAUGUGA
Ostertagia ostertagi is the source of this 1497-nucleotide messenger RNA. The record is from the annotation of a GenBank genome assembly. Lineage: Eukaryota; Metazoa; Nematoda; Chromadorea; Rhabditida; Trichostrongylidae.